This is a messenger RNA of Cololabis saira (Pacific saury), 3566 nucleotides long. RefSeq names its product serine/threonine-protein kinase Sgk1-like. The transcript has 13 exons. Gene Ontology annotation, biological process: protein phosphorylation. Lineage: Eukaryota; Metazoa; Chordata; Actinopteri; Beloniformes; Belonidae. Gene Ontology annotation, molecular function: protein serine/threonine kinase activity; phosphatidylinositol binding; ATP binding. The coding region runs from base 256 to 1533 and encodes 425 amino acids. The record is from RefSeq and is a predicted model, not a curated record.
GUGAGAGCGGUAGAGGAGCGGCAGACGCGUGCGGCAGAGCGGCAGAGCGGCAGAGCGGCAGAGCGGCAGAGCGGUAAACGCAAGCGGCAGAAGAACCGGAGAAUUACCUGGAAAAUUACCUGGAAAAUUACCUGGACAUUUACCUGGAGAAUUACCUGGACAUUUAUCUUGACAUUUGCCUGGAUAUCUACCCCGUCCUCGGACCCGUUCCGUCUCUUAGAAACCUUUUCCUCUUUACCUGGUUCCGCUUCAGCCAUGGCCGUGACGGAGGCGGGAUGUGACCUGACUUACUGCAGGAUGAGAGGGAUCGUGACGGUUCUGACCGCUUUCAUCAAGGAGAGGAAAAUGGGCCUGAACGACUUCAUCCAGAAACUGGUGUCGUCCCCGCACAUCUGCCAGCACACCGAGGUGAACAACUUCCUGAAGAUCGAUGAGAACCAGAACGAGGAGGAGGACCCGGUCCUGGAGGGCCCGAUGUUCCUGAACUCCAGGACAUCGCUGGCCGAGGAAACUCAGAUCAAACCCUGCGACUUCGACUACCUGAAGAUCAUCGGCAAGGGAAGCUUCGGCAAGGUGCUGCUAGCGCGCCACAAAGAGACCACCAGGUACUACGCGGUGAAGGUUCUGCAGAAGAAGGUGAUCCUGAAGAAGAAGGAGCAAAAGCACAUCAUGGCGGAGCGCAGCGUGCUGAUGAAGAACAUCCAGCACCCGUUCCUGGUGGGACUUCACUUCUCCUUCCAGACAACCGACAAGCUGUACUUCGUCCUGGACUACGUCAACGGAGGAGAGCUCUUCUACCACCUCCAGAGGGAGAGGAUGUUCCUGGAGCCGAGGGCCCGGUUCUACGCUGCAGAGAUCGCUAGCGCACUGGGCUACCUGCACUCGCUGCACAUCGUGUACAGGGACCUGAAACCAGAGAACAUCCUCCUCGACUCUCAAGGCCACAUCGUCCUCACCGACUUCGGCCUCUGCAAGGAAGGACUGGAGCCCAACGGAACCACCAGCACCUUCUGUGGGACGCCUGAGUAUCUGGCCCCGGAGGUUCUGCAGAAACAAGCGUACGACCGGACCGUGGACUGGUGGUGUCUGGGCUCGGUUCUGUACGAGAUGCUGUACGGCCUGCCGCCCUUCUACAGCCGCAACACGGCAGAGAUGUACCACAACAUCCUGCACAAAGCUCCGGUCCUGAAGCCCAACGUGUCCAACUCGGGCCGGGAGCUGCUGGAGGGUUUACUGGAGAAGGACCGGACCAGGAGGCUGGGGGCCCGGGAGGACUUCCUGGAGCUGCAGCAUCACUCCUUCUUCUCCCCGAUCAACUGGGACGAUCUGAUGGCCAAGAAGAUCCCGCCGCCCUUCGUCCCCUCAGUGUCCGGCCCGACGGACCUGCAACACUUCGACCCCGAGUUCACGCACCUGCCGGUGUCGUCGUCGCUGCUCAGCGACGCCCCGGCGGCGACCAGCAGCAUCCGGGAGGCGGCCGGGGCGUUCCCGGGCUUCUCCUACGGGCCGCCGCAGGGCUACGCCUUCAUGUGAGCGGCGCCGCGGGGGCCCAGGAUCUCCGGGGGGCCCAGGAUCUCUGGGGGAACUGGUAGCACAACAGAACCGGCCCGACACUCCCGCCAGAACCGGCCCGAACAAUCGUCCACGUGUGCCAAGAACGGCGGCGCUGCAGCGCCAGGAACCGUCGGCCGGUUCCGACCCAAGGACAAGUGCCUGGCGUCGGAGAGGGACGUCCGGCGGCUAGCGGGCGGCUAGCUGGGAUGCCUUUGUUACGCUCAAACUGUCUUUUAUUUUUAUCAUUAAUGUUCAAGAUGCAUGUAGCACCUUAUAAUGUCAUAAUUUCCUGAAAAUGUAAUAAAAUUUGCACUUAACUCAAUCGAAAAUGUAACAAAAUCCAAUAAUGUAAUAACUUAACCAAUAAUGUAAUAAAAUAUCCCGACUGAUAUUGUAAUAACAUUUUUACCCAUAAUGUAAUCCAUUAUUACAUUAUUGGGAAUUUAUUACAUUUUCAGGUGGGUCUUCUUUUUUUUUCUUCCAAAACUGAUAAUAAUACUUGAAAAAUAAUGUCAUAUAUUUGUUCAUUUUCAGUCCACAGUUCUACAUUUUGUGUUUUAAGUAUCUAAGAAUGUUUUAUACACUAAACUAUUGGGUUAAAUUGCAGACUUUGGGUUCCAUGUAAUAAAUUCCCAAUAACGUAAUAAGGUAUAACGUUAUCGGUAAAAAUGUUAUUACAAUAUCCGUCAGGAUAUUUUAUUACAUUAUUGGGUUUUAUUACAUUUUUGAUUGAGUUAAGUGCAAAUUUUAUUACAUUUUCAGGAAAUUAUUACAUUAUAGGGUGCUACAAUGCAUUUUGUUUUUUGUGUAAAUGCUGAAUUGCACUCAAGGAAAAACAAGCAGAUCGAAGAAAAGAGAAGAGAAGAAAAGAGAAGAGAAGCCCCGCCCCUUUUUGGACCAGAAAAGAUGCUCAUGGGUAAUUUAAUGGCGUUGAAAUCCAGCGUGGAUCGAACACUAAAUGUAGAAGCUCCGCCUCCAGCAACCAGCACCACGUCAGGAACUGUAGCUGUCACUCAAAGGAAGCCACGCCCCCAAUUGUGGGCGUGGUUCGACUCUCCGCCCCCUUGUGGUCAGGAGGGGAGUUUCUACAUAGCGUGGCUUUAAUCCAACCUCUUUCUUUACCUGUUUUAUCCUCAUGAACUUAACACUUUACUGUGUGUAAAUAGAUACAUUUUACGGUGAAACCGGAAGGUUUUCACGUUAAAAAAGAACUUUCACUGUUUAACUUCUAAAGGUCCUGCAGAUGUUUAUGAUUCCCUCGUGUACAUAUUUACAUAUUUACAGAGUUUAUGGAUAUAUAUCAUCUAUUUUUUGGUUGAAAGUCUUGCACCAUUGACUGUUGAUCGACGAGGAAUCUCCGAUCGAUCGAUCGAUCGGGAGAUUCGGAACCAGAGGACACGCCCACAUCAGUGACUGCGUUUCCAUGCAUCAAUAACCUUUUAAAACCGGAAUAUUAGCAAUAACCGGGUUUUGCACGGCCAUGUAAACACCAAUAACUCCUUGGAAUAACCAGAAUUUGAUUGGUUUGAUCCAGAUAAAUGAUUAAUUACCAUGUAAACAGAGAUAACCCUGUUUGCUCACGCAUGGAAACACUUUAUUCCCAAUGUUUCAGGAACCGGAAUAUUAGCAAUAACCCGAAUUUUGACUGCAUGUAAAUGUAGUCAGUGAGCGAAUGUGGAUCUUGUUUGAGAUUAUCUUCGUAUUUCUGUGUCGUGCCUGAUCCGUGUUUAUCGUACGUUUAUCGUACGUUUAUCGUACGUUUAUCGUACCUACAUAUCUGUCCCCCCCGAACCUCCUGGUUCCGGGUCUAGAAGAUGGUUGUGCAAUAAAUUGCAAUAAAUUAUAAACCCAGAACAUAUCUCUCAUAUCUCUAACACGUUCUGGAUCAGGUUCUUCCACAUUUGGAAGCUUUUGAAAUGUUUUUAAGUGUAUUUUUAAUGUUCCCGUCUCUGUGUAAACGUCACCGACAUGAAAAACUGUAAAAUCUGGGUCAUAAAAGUCAAAUAAAGAGU